AAAAAUUCAAUUUUUGUCUACAUUCUCUUUACUACCGCAUACCUGCUUUCCAAAUCCCAGUUCGCAAUAAUCCAAACGUAAAGCGGCAGUUGGACAAUAAAUUGUGCAAGCACAUCGUAAAUCGGUACUAAAAUAGUAAUUAACUAAUUGCAAGCGAUCUCGAUUUCGCCAUCAAACAAUCGAUAAGUCGUAAAGUGUUAACGGAUUAGCUCUAUUGUGAAUUGUUGAUAGCGGUGGAACGGCUGAGCCGCUGUUGAAUGUGUGUGCGCCUCCAAAAGCGAAAGACAGAUAAGACAUGUGAAAGCAAAAACCAUACAAUUGACAAAGCAACGCAGCAAAAAAGGUCCAACGAAUGAGCUUGUAAAAUGUGUAUUUAAAUGUAAUCAAAGUGCAUCAAUAAGGAGAGAUAAGAGCGUUUUGAGAAGCGAAAGUGAAGAACUUAAUUACAAACUGCUUAAUUCUGAAAUAAUCAAAGUUAUUAUCAUCUGCAUACGUGUGCCUAACCUCAAACGCAUUUGUGUCCAAAAUGGUUUCACACUAUUACAACACACUGCCAUACACCCAGAAACACAGUCCCGCCAACUUGGCCUACGCAGCAUCCGCCGCCGGCCAGCCAUGGAACUGGACACCCAACUAUCCCACGGGACCUAAUCAUCAGUUUCUGGGCGAUAUAGACUCUCCGCAUGCCGCGCACCAUGCCGCCCACCAGAUGUACUACAAUCCCCAUCACAUGUUCCACUCGGCAGCGGCCAGUGCCAGCGAUUGGCACUCGCCCGCAUCUGGCUCGACAACAUCUGCGGAUAACUUUCCCCAGAAUGUGCCCGUCUCGGCCCAUCAGCUGAUGCAGCAUCAUCAUGCGCAUGUAACGGGCGGCUUGCCGAGCGGCGGAUCCAGCAGCUCCGCCAGUUCGGGCAGCAGCAACAGUUCAGCAGUUGUGGGAGCGGCGCCGGGCAGCACACAACUUAAUGAGACGGGUGGCAGUAUUGGCAACGAUGCGGCGGCGGCAGCAGCAGCAGCAGCAGCGGCGGCAGCGCAACAACAGCAACAACAACAUAUUACCGAAGGCUUGCCAUCGCCUCCGAUUACGGUAUCGGGCAGCGAAAUAUCUAGUCCGGGUGCACCGACUUCGGCAUCGUCGCCCCAUCAUUUGGCGCAUCAUUUAAGCGUGGCUGCCAACAACAACAACAGCCCGUCUACGCACAAUAACAACAACAACAGCGUUGCAGCUAACAACAAUAAUCGUAGCUCGCCCGCCAAACCCCAGUAUUUCGAUUGGAUGAAGAAGCCGUCGUAUCCAGCGCAACCGCAGCCAGAGCAUUGCAGCACGCCCCAUUUAGAGGACAUAACAGAGUUGCUGGACCCAAGCGGCAAAACCCGCACCAAGGACAAAUAUCGCGUCGUCUACACAGACUACCAGCGUCUCGAAUUGGAGAAGGAAUACUGCACAUCGCGCUACAUCACCAUACGUCGCAAAAGUGAGCUCGCCCAGACGCUAGCUCUGUCCGAGCGUCAGGUGAAGAUCUGGUUCCAGAAUCGACGCGCCAAAGAGCGCAAGCAAAACAAAAAGGGUAGCGAUCCCAAUGUCAUGGGCGGUGUCCAGCACACAGACUACAGCCAACUGCUCGAUCCGAAGACGAAGCUCGAGCCGGGCCUGCAUCUGCAGCACACACUGCACUCAAUGAAUCCCAUGGCCAUGAACAUAUCCGCCAUGCGUCUGCAUCCGCAUCUAGCGGCCCACAGCCAUUCUAUGGCUGCUGCGGCCGCCCAUUCCCAUCCGCUCCAGCACAGCGUACAAAUGUCUGCCGCAGCGGUAGCCGGCACGCUUUCGAUGUGACCUGACUAUGCCAGCGAGGCAAAGGCGGAGGCUCUAUUUGAGCAAUCGGCCGUUGGCUAUGGCAACAGCUACAUUCUGGGUGGCGGCGAUGGCGACGGCAACGGCAACGGCAAUGAUGGCACUCCCACAGCGUGUCCUAGUGAUCUGGCGAUGGCUUUAGCCUAAGGUUUGGCAGCAGUUUGACUGCGAAACCUGUGCAGGGUGCGUUCGAAUAUUGCACGUUGUUAUUUUUUGUGAUUGUAUAUUCGAGGCGUUCAACGCUGCACAGGAAACACGAAACAGGAGUCAGAUCGCAGGCACACAGACACACCCAAACCCACACCCACACUCUUACACGCCGACCAGCGAAGCUUCAGCUGCGAUGAUUUCUUGUAUAUGUAUGCUUUAUAAAUUAUGAUUAUGUAUUUUAUUCUUGUUUACAUUGCUUGUUUCUGAACAUAAAUGUUUAGCUCUUAAGUGCAAAACUAUUAAUAAGCUGGCCCCCUUAUAGCUAGGAUCAAUUGCAACAAAAACAAAUUAAUUAUAGCCGUCCCCAAGUAACACUUUUUAAACUAAAUAAUUUACAUAUACUUGUAGAAGACACCCACAAAGCAGACAGCAGAAAGCAAAACGCCUUAAGUAAGCAGACACAAUAAUUGUAACUCCCACUCCCCAAUUGUGGGGCAAAUAUUUGUUAAUCUUAACCCCAAAACUUGUGUGCAAUUAAUUUUCAAAUGAUCACCAUUUCAUCGGCAAAAAAAGGAAGAAGGAAAGAAAUAUAGAAAUAGAAAAUAUAAACAAUAUUAAUAUCCAAGUUGUAAAUAUGAAAUUACGUACAUAUCUAUGUGUGUGUAGCAAAAUGUUUAACGUUUAUUACUCUAAAUAUGUAAUAAAAAUUAGUUGUAGUCCUAAUGUGUAAUAUAAAGAGCUAAAUUAAUAAUAUUAUAGACAUACUACAUGCAUUAGUAUGUGUAGGUAUGUAUGUACUUGUGUGUUUGUAUUCCGUGCACAACAAUCGAGCAACGCAACAAAUUAAAUAUAUUGUACUAUACUUGUAUAUGUAUAUGUGUGUGUAUGGAAAAACGAAACGCAUAUAAAUAAUAAAUAUAAUUUUCGCCUUGGUACAAAUAAAAAUGCAAA
Molecule: messenger RNA, 2953 nt
Organism: Scaptodrosophila lebanonensis
Lineage: Eukaryota; Metazoa; Arthropoda; Insecta; Diptera; Drosophilidae
Gene: cad
Product: homeotic protein caudal
Exons: 3
Coding region: 527-1834 (435 amino acids)
Biological process (GO): cell differentiation; anterior/posterior axis specification; regulation of transcription by RNA polymerase II
Cellular component (GO): nucleus
Molecular function (GO): RNA polymerase II transcription regulatory region sequence-specific DNA binding; DNA-binding transcription factor activity, RNA polymerase II-specific
Source: RefSeq, a predicted model, not a curated record